Molecule: messenger RNA, 4451 nt
Organism: Diatraea saccharalis (sugarcane borer)
Lineage: Eukaryota; Metazoa; Arthropoda; Insecta; Lepidoptera; Crambidae
Source: the annotation of a GenBank genome assembly
CAAAAAUACAUUGUGAAUGUGGCGUGUGUUGUUUGGAUUAUUGUGAGUCGUAAAAUAAAAAACGCUUUCCGUGGUUAUCUAACUGUUGAUUUAUGUGUACAUUUUGUGUGGUAAAAUAUUAAUCUACAAGGAAACUGUCCGAAAAUUUAAUAAGCUGGACGUUUUAUGUGCGUUAUUUUUGGUGUUUUGUCAUAUGUUGCAUGCCUGACUUGGGUUUGAGGAGGACAAAAAAAAUACAUCAGUUAUUCUGAUGCUAAAUUGAUAAUGCUGUAAGUUUUUUUUACUUAACUUUUUUAAGACGUUAAAAGUAGUCAAUGAGCAAUAAAUUUAUUGAAACGUUUGCAUUUACAGCUCUUAUGAAGGAAGGUUACCAAGCAUUUUAAUGUCUUUUGAUAUCUUAGGACUCGUUGCCAUAAACAUUGAAAUAGUAACAAAAAAACCAUUAUUUUACGCAUCAAAUGGGAAUUGUCUGAGAUUUUGAGUUAUGGUGAAACAUUCAUCUUGUUAAGUUAUAUUUUUUUUAUGUUACAGAAAUAGACACGUCCCGUGUUCUGGCACGUAAUUGUAUUUUUUUCCAUAUGAUGAGGUGCCUUAUAAAUGUACUUGUUGAGCUCUAAAUCUGCGAUACAUCAUUAUGGUCAACAGAGCUGAAUCUCAAUAAUAUCAAGAUCAAGAUGAGUCAUAAUUUGGCUGGAAUGCCAUCCUAUAGGUUGCCAGGCCAAGGAUUAGGACCUCCUGAUUUUAAACCUCCUAUGGACACUCCUACACCACCAGCAUCAGCACCCAGCAAUCCAAAGAAAAGAAGAAAAACAUCAAAUGCUAAUAAUGCUUUAACACCUCAACCUCCACCCACUGCACAAGAUCUUCUGCCCCCACCUUUAACAGGAUAUGGUGAUACUAUUGUGGCUUCAAAUCCUUUUGAUGAUUCCCCGUCAACUGUUUCACAUAAUGGUCCGAUGAUGAAUCAAAAUGGGCCCAUGAUGAGUCAAAAUGGUCCAAUGGGUAUGAUGGGACCUAUGCACAGCAUGGGUGGCCCUCCUAUGAGACAUAUGAGCCCUUCUCCUCAUAGUAUGAGCCCAAUGAUACAACAAAUGCCACCAAGAGGAGGAAUCAGUCCUAUGGGUAACAUGAGCCCUAUGGGUCAUAUGGGAGGAAUGUCACCUAUGGGGGGACCAAAUAUGGGAAUGAGUAAUCAUAGUAUGGGUCCUGGAAUGGGCCCAAACUCUAGAUCAAUGGGUAGUCCCAUGAGUCCUAUGAAUUCUAUGCCAAUGGGAUCACCAAUGUCUUCAGGUCCUAUGGGAAGUCCAAUGAAUAUGGGAUCUAUGGCUGGAAGUCAUAUGAGUAAUAGUCCUAUGGGUCCACCUAUGCAUAGCCCACUUGGUGGAGGAUCAAUGAAUGGGCCUAUGAAUGGUCCUAUGGGAGGCGGUGGACCUGGCAUGAAUGUACCAAGAAUGAAUGGGCCUAUGGGGCCAAGCUGUUCAAAUGGUUCAAUGGGACCUACAAGUUCUAUAAUGUCGUCGAAUCCAAUGCAAAGUGGUGGAAUGGGCCCUGGCCAUUGUGGUCCCAUGAGGCAUGGAAGUCCAAUGGGUUCAGCUAUGGGAAGUGGACCUAUGGGUGGUAAUGGCCCGAUGACAUCUAUGGGCCCUGGACCACCAUAUGGUGGAGGUCAUAUUGGUCAUGGCGGGCCCAUGGGCAUGGGAGGAAAUGGUUCAAUGGGAAUGGGUCCGGGACCAACUAAUAUGGGAAAUUGUGGACCUUUAGCUGGCAUGAGUGGAAUGGCUAUGGGUGGUCCUGGAGGGCAAAGUGUCGGUCCCAUGGGGCAAGGAAUGGGAAUGUUUGGACCUAAACCUAUGCCUGUGAGUGCAGGCAAAGUGUAUCCCCCAGAUCAGCCAAUGGUUUUUAAUCCACAGAACCCAAAUGCUCCUCCUAUUUAUCCUUGUGGAGUAUGUCACAAAGAAGUUCAUGACAAUGAUCAAGCAAUAUUGUGUGAAUCUGGAUGUAACUUUUGGUUUCAUCGAGGGUGUACUGGUCUGACUGAGCCAGCUUUCCAGUUAUUAACAGCAGAAGUAUAUGCAGAGUGGGUUUGUGACAAGUGUUUAUCAUCUAAGAAUAUUCCCCUUGUGAAAUUCAAGCCAUAGCGCUACGCCGCACCAUCAUCACCUCUCUUAAUGCCUCCUAUUUGAGUUGCAUAUAUUUUAUACACUUUCGGCAUAUCGGGACAUAAUUUUUUUAAUAGUCAACUAUGACAAAAUAUUUGUUGGAUAAAGACAAUCUAGUCCCUGUGUCUGUAGCAGUUAACUCAUCACAACUAUUUAUUUCACAUUUGCUAAAAUGGACACUUAUCAUAAGGAAUCUUAAUGAAUCGCUUGGGCAAGUGAUCAGUUUAUGAGUAGUCUUAUUAAGAAAGAUCUCAUGUUGGAUAGUUAAAAUUAAGAAAGUUGAACAUUUGAGUUAAAAUUUAAAGAAACAAUACCUCGUUUUAUGUUUUUCAAUUGAAAUUUUGCAGUUGAUUUAAGGAACAUAACAGACGGUCCUGCUGUCUAGUCUGUAAAAUGUAUCAUUUUAUUUAUUAUUAAUAUUAAGAGGUACCAUGUGAAAAUGCAAUUAGUAUGAAAUUAUACAUGGCAUAUGUUCCUUCAUUAGGCAUAUCUGUUAAAGCAAUUCAGUGUUAUAUUUUCUGUAUGAAAACAUUUUCUGCAAAUGGACACAAAACUGAAGGUUUAAGCAAUAUGAUGGCUGCUCAAGCAGUUUCAAUGCCUGUGUUCCGUUUGUGUGCCGAUUUGGUCUGUGUAUAUUGUAAAUAUCUCUAGAUAAGUAACUAAUUAUAAACACUUUCCGCCUUAUAAACGGUGACCUAUGAGUGUAUAGUCAACUUUUAAUAAAGUAUGCGUCAGUAGAACCGGCGUUUCGUCGUCGGAAGCGAUUCUUUUAGCAUCGGUAGAGUCUUAUAGGAUUUCAUUGCCUCAAAGUUUCUAUGUAGUGCCACCAUCUAAGAAGAUAAUUAGGCAAUUGUUGGUUUUUGCGAUAAUAAUUAAAAAGUACUUAUUACUUCAGUGCCCUAGUGUUUGCUUGUAAUAAUAUGCGCAUUAUUUUACUUGUAAAUAAAAUGAAUCCAUACGCUUUGUUAAAAAUAAGAGUGUUAAUGUGUUUGUCAAUUUUUUUAACUUUUGGAGAUUUUUUAAUCAUCUGGAGGUAGUGUAAAUAUGAGGGUAGUUUUAUGGUAAAUUGAGAUUAUGUGUCGAAAAAAUAGGCUCCAGAGAUUUGCGUGGUUGUGACUUAACUCGGACGUAGCCUUCAGCUAGUUUAAUUUUUUAUUUUCAUAAUAUAGUAAACAUUUAUGUAUUCAAUACUUAUACGUCAAUACUUGUCGGUUUGUCUAUAGAAUAAUUUGAAAAUUAUUAUUGUGUCACCAUAAUCAUUCUAAUACAUAGUGUACCAGGAACCCUACAAGAUUUAAUUUGUUUUAAUAAUAGUUUGUCUGUUAAAAAUGUAUAAAAAAUAUAAUUCUAUUUUAUUUAUUUCACUUUGGGAUCUAAGGACAAUUAUUUGAAUGUUCUAGUGAAGAAUUAUUAUUAUUAUGAAAUGGUUUAUCUUAUUGUUUAUAAUAAGCAAUUUGAAAGAAUUAACAAAAGUACCAAUAGAAAAGUGUAGUAUUUAUGAAAUUGCGAGUGUUGAAUUAAUUUUUAAAUGACUGCUUAUUGUGCGACACGUAAGUUGAACCAAAAUGGCAUUUCCCGCUCAGGUACAGUAAUGAAUAGGGUGUUUGACACUUUCUGAAAACUAUUUUAGGUCAUUGUUUGAUAGUGUGUUUAUAUAUCAGUAUAGACCAGUGUGUUUAUGAUGUAUUAAACAAUGAUUUUAAAUAGAUUUCAGAAAAUAUAUUUCAUGGGAAUCUGUUGUAUUUUCGAUGAAAAAAAUUGUUAAAAUUUAAAUAGCGAAAAUCGCGCAAAAAGCCCUUCUCUAUGUAAUGGCGCUGAUUACGUGGUAUUUGUGACGUCUCACGCCGGUAAAUAUUUCUAGGCGACAUAUACUAUUUAUCAACUAUUUAUUUACGAAUUAAAAAAUAGUAUUACAGAAGAGAAAAUCAAGUUAAAUUGUAUGUUUUGUAUUUGGAUCUACUCAGGUUUUGUUUCUAAAAAUGACCUUCAAAUAGUAUAUAUAAAUACAAAUCUUUAAUAACAGUUUUGACAUGACAGCUUCCUGUUUACGUGUGACGUCACACGCCGGUAAACAGACCUUGUUAUUGGUUGCGACGACAACCAAUUACAGCGUGUUUUCGUCGUUCAUUAAGUUCCUAAAAGUAUUGCAUUUUCUUUACGUUAUUUUACUAAAGCAUAUUUUGUCUGCAGAUUCUUAAUAAUAAACUUUAUUAGAUUAUUAUCUUACAGGAUGACCACAACAUGCAACUUAUUUUCAACAGUGUCAAAUAGCCUAUUAUACUGCCUUGUUAA